Elgaria multicarinata webbii is the source of this 1800-nucleotide messenger RNA. It is a transcript of the gene KLHL18, whose product is annotated as kelch like family member 18. Gene Ontology annotation, molecular function: protein binding. Lineage: Eukaryota; Metazoa; Chordata; Lepidosauria; Squamata; Anguidae. The coding region runs from base 45 to 1796 and encodes 583 amino acids. The transcript is spliced from 10 exons. The record is from RefSeq and is a predicted model, not a curated record.
CCGGGCUUGGCAGGCAAGGCAGGCAGGCCAGGCGAGCGGCCAAGAUGCUGGAGGCGGCCGGGCCGGACCCGGAGCUGGACCCGGAGGACCUGGUGCACUUCUCGGUGGGGGACCUGCCCAGCCGGGGCUACGGGGUGAUGGGCGAGAUCCGCCGGCAGGGCAAGCUCUGCGACGUCACCCUCAAGGUUGGGGACCACAAAUUCAGCGCCCACCGGAUUGUCCUGGCAGCUUCCAUCCCUUACUUCCACGCCAUGUUCACAAAUGACAUGAUGGAGUGCAAGCAAGAUGAAAUCGUCAUGCAAGGGAUGGAUCCAAGUGCACUGGAAGCUCUGAUCAACUUUGCCUACAACGGACACUUGGCAAUCGACCAGCAGAACGUCCAGUCCUUGUUGAUGGGGGCAAGCUUCCUGCAGCUGCAGAACAUCAAGGACGCCUGUUGCUCUUUCCUCAGAGAGAGGCUUCAUCCCAAGAACUGCCUGGGGGUGCGCCAGUUCGCUGAAACCAUGAUGUGUGCCGUACUCUACGACGCUGCCAACAGUUUCAUCCACCAGCAUUUUGUGGAGGUGUCCAUGUCGGAGGAGUUCCUGGCUCUGCCCUUGGAAGACGUCUUGGAGCUGGUUUCGAGAGACGAGCUCAACGUGAAGUUGGAGGAGCAGGUCUUUGAAGCCGCCUUGGCCUGGGUGAGGUACGACCGUGAGCACCGAGAGCCCUGUUUGCCCGAGCUCCUCUCCAAAAUCCGCCUGCCCCUUUGCCGGCCUCAGUUCCUCAGUGACCGCGUGCAACAGGACGACCUCGUUCGCUGCUGCCACAAGUGCAGGGACCUUGUGGAUGAAGCGAAAGACUAUCACCUCAUGCCAGAGCGCCGGCCGCACCUCCCGGCCUUCAAAACCCGCUCCCGUUGCUGCACCUCUAUCGCAGGGCUGAUCUACGCCGUGGGAGGCCUCAACUCAGCAGCGAAUUUCUAUGCAGGCGACUCGCUGAACGUGGUGGAAGUCUUCGACCCCAUUGCCAACCACUGGGAGAAGUGCCAGCCAAUGACAACAGCUCGUAGCCGCGUGGGUGUCGCUGUGCUGAAUGGACUCUUGUACGCCAUUGGUGGAUAUGACGGGCAGUUGCGACUGAGCACCGUGGAAGUUUACAACCCCGAGACGGAUUCUUGGUCCAAAGUGGGCAGCAUGAACAGCAAACGAAGUGCCAUGGGAACAGUAGUUCUGGAUGGACAAAUCUACGUUUGUGGCGGGUACGACGGCACCUCUUCCCUCAACUCCGUGGAAACAUAUUCACCUGAAACAGACAAGUGGAUGGUGGUGACCCCAAUGACCUCUAACCGCAGCGCGGCUGGCGUCACGGUCUUCGAAGGCAGGAUCUUUGUCUCUGGGGGCCACGACGGAUUGCAGAUCUUCAAUAGUGUGGAGUACUAUAACCACCACACGGCCUCGUGGCACUGUGUGGCCAGCAUGCUGAACAAGCGCUGUCGGCACGGCGCCGCCUCUCUGGGCAGCAAGAUGUUCGUCUGUGGCGGCUACGACGGCUCCGGCUUCCUCAGCAUCGCCGAGGUCUACAACUCCAUGGCGGACCAGUGGUACCUAAUAGUUCCCAUGAACACCCGGCGCAGCCGCGUCUCCCUUGUAGCAAACUGUGGCCAUCUGUACGCCGUGGGAGGCUACGACGGACAGUCGAACCUGAGCUCGGUAGAAAUGUACGACCCCGAAACCAACCGCUGGACGUUUAUGGCCCCAAUGGUGUGUCACGAGGGAGGGGUUGGGGUAGGAUGCAUACCCCUCCUGACUAUCUGAGGGU